Aphidius gifuensis is the source of this 2330-nucleotide messenger RNA. RefSeq lists its product as uncharacterized. Lineage: Eukaryota; Metazoa; Arthropoda; Insecta; Hymenoptera; Braconidae. The transcript has 4 exons. The coding region runs from base 283 to 2193 and encodes 636 amino acids. Gene Ontology annotation, biological process: positive regulation of MAPK cascade; cell surface receptor protein tyrosine kinase signaling pathway. Gene Ontology annotation, cellular component: cytoplasm. The record is from RefSeq and is a predicted model, not a curated record.
UUUGUGACAUGCUGUUAUUCUUUGUUGACAAUGUAACAUGAUCUAUUUUUGAUUUUAGCAUUUGAGACUUGUGCACUUGUUCAUUGACAUUUUUUUGUUUAAUAAUUAAUAAUAAUAAAUAGCUAGUGUAUUGUAAAUGUCGUUGAUAUUCAUGUCAUGUUUUUAAAAUUGAUAAAAAACAAGUAAAUCAGAUAUUUUAACCAGGAAAUAGAGGAAAUAAUAAAAUUAUUUAAAAAAAAAAAAAGACAAGACACAAAGGUAGUGUGAUUAAAUUUAUAAAAAAUGGAUUUUGAAGAGCCUGUCAUUGAAGGCACGUUGAUGUUUCCUCCUCAGGAUAUGCUGGGAAAAUUAAAAAAAACAUGGCACAAGAAAUACUGUCUAUUGUAUAAAGCAAGUAAUUGUGGAAUUGAAAGAUUAGAAGUUUAUGAUAAUAAAGAUGAUUAUGUAAAUCAACAACCACCUCAUAAAAUCAUAACACUUGAAUCAUGUGUUAAAAUAAAACCAAGUAAUCAAUCAAAAAUAUUUAUAGUGGUGACAAAGAAUAAUACUACAAAUAAUACAAACACAUAUUAUUUUGCAUGUUCAAAUGAUAUAGAAAGUAUUGAUUGGAUGACUGCAUUUCAAAAAGUUGCAUUUAAAAAUAAACAAACAAGUUAUCAAAUGAUUGAAGAAGACAAUGAGCUUUAUUAUUCAAGUGAUACCCAGAGUGUAUUUUCAGUGAAACUUGUUGAAACAGAAGCAUCAAAAAGAUGUAAACUUGAAGAAAAAAAUUAUACACUUAUUUUAGCAGAAAGUGACAUUAAAUUAAAAGACAAUGAUGUAGUAUUAUAUGAAUGGCCCUAUAGAUACAUACGUAAAUAUGGAUAUAGUGAUGAUAAAUUUUCAUUUGAAGCAGGAAGAAAAUGUCAAUCUGGUGAGGGUGUAUUUAAUUUUGAACGUAGUAAUCAACAAAUAUUUAGAUGUAUAUCAUCAAAAAUAAAUUCAAUGAAAAAAUUAUUGAGACCAGAAACAACAACAUCAACACCAACACCAACAAUGGAUGAAGCUCAAUAUCAUGCAGCAUUACAUAUGGAACCAGGUUCAAGAUCACCAUUACCACCAACAUCAAUAAAUUCUGAUAAUAGUUUAAUUGACAUUGAUUUUUCAACCUAUUCACAACAAUCAUCAAAACCAUUAACAUUUUUAUCAUCAUGUAAUUUUAGCAUAAAUUCAAAUACAUUUACACGUUCAUCAUCAUCAAUUAUAAAACCAAAACCAGCAAAACCACCAAGAAAAUAUAAUUUAAUUGGUCAUGGUGAUUUAACAAAUGAACAAAGUUAUGCUGAAUUACCUGGUAGUGGUAGUUAUCGUCAGUUAAAUAAUUAUAAACUACCAGAAUUAUUAUGUAGUAAAAAAAAUACAGAAAAUAAUGAAGAUGCUAAAAGUCCAUAUGAUCUUGUUGAAGUUAGAUGUAAUGCAUGGAGAACACUUGGUGUUGAUACUGUUGUACAUGUUGAAAAAGAUAAAAAACAAUUAUCCAAUGAUAUAAAAUUUACAAGAUUAAUUAGUGAUGAUGAUGAUUCAGAUGACAAUACCAAUAACAACAACAAUGACGGUGAUGAUGAUGGUGAAGAUGAUGAUGAUGAUGAUUGUGUUAAAACAAUUGUCAAUGAUAUUAAUGAUGAUGAAGAUAUUAAUAGUGAUGAUAAACAAGUACUUAUUAAUAAUAAAAAUAAUAAUAGUAAUAAUAAUAAUAGUAAUAAUGAUUUAAUGGAACCAUGUGAAACAAUGACAUCAUCAUCAUCAACAUCAACGAUACUACAAGAACGUAUUGCAGUUGAAGCAUCACCAAUUAUUAAUCAUAAUUUAACAAAAUCAGAUUCAAUGGCUGAUUAUGAUCAGUUACAUCAUUUUGGUUCAAUUUAUAAAUUACAUAAUAAAUCUGGUUCUAGAAAACGUAAUCCAAUUGUUAAUUCAUCAACAAAUAAUAACCAAUCAUCAAAUGGACAACAAAAUUUAACAACAACAAAUGAUGAAACAAAUCAUUCUUGGGCUGAUUAUGCACUUGUUGAUGAAUUAUCAUCAGUUAGACUUGCUGAUGAUAGCAGUAAUGGAUAUGGAGUCAUUAGAAAAAAACCAAAUUCAAGUGGAACUCAGCAAAAAAGUUAUAAUAGUAAUGAUUAUGCCAUUGUUUCGAAACCUAAAAAAGUUUGAAUUGUUAUUAUCAUGCUUUUUUUUAUUUUGUACUAUUUUUAAACAUCACCCUGGUAUUGUGUAAAUUUUAAAAUAAUCCAUGGAUAUUUUAUAUUGAUUUAAAAAAAAAAAAUAAUUGAUGCCUGAAUAUUAUUCAA